UAAGAACGUAUGUACACAUAGGAGACUUCACUUAGCGACACGAACCCGUUGUGAGCACGUCUAUGUAGUACAGCUCCGUGAAACUUACCGAGGAUUUACUUAGAAACAAACAAAAUGUUCAAAAACACAUUUCAAUCGGGAUUCUUAUCAAUUCUAUAUAGUAUUGGAAGCAAACCAUUACAAAUUUGGGAUAAAAAGGUUCGGAAUGGGCACAUAAAAAGAAUAACAGAUAACGAUAUUCAGUCACUUGUUCUUGAAAUAGUCGGAACUAAUGUUAGCACAACAUACAUCACAUGCCCUGCAGACCCUAAGAAAACACUUGGUAUCAAACUUCCAUUUCUUGUGAUGAUUAUCAAGAAUUUGAAGAAAUAUUUCACAUUUGAAGUUCAAGUACUGGAUGACAAGAAUGUUCGAAGACGGUUCAGGGCUAGCAACUAUCAGAGUACGACCCGUGUGAAACCAUUUAUCUGUACAAUGCCAAUGAGACUGGAUGAUGGCUGGAAUCAGAUUCAGUUCAAUUUGUCAGACUUUACAAGGCGUGCAUAUGGUACAAAUUACAUUGAAACACUCAGAGUUCAGAUUCAUGCCAACUGCCGCAUUCGUCGUGUGUACUUUUCAGACAGACUAUACUCAGAAGAUGAAUUACCCGCUGAAUUCAAACUUUACUUGCCUGUACAGAAAAAAUAGACACAAACAUUUUUUCAAAGAAAACGGACUCAUCUUUUUAACAUGAACACUUGGUGACCAGCCAACCAGCCAAUAGUGGACCACCUGCUAUGGACUUAUUAAAUAUUUUGACUUGUUCCCAAAGUUUAUAUUAUUGAUAUUUCAUUUAUGGAAAUCAACAGUUUCCAUUUAUUGUGCUGCUGUAUGCCAGUGGAACAACUUGUUAAAUAAAUUUGUUGACAGGACAUCAUAUGCAGCCGGAUAGUUGUAGUGUAUUCAAAAUUGUAUAUUGGAAGGAAAAAGGGGAAAGGGGGUAUAUAUUCUUU
This is a messenger RNA of Saccoglossus kowalevskii, 992 nucleotides long. RefSeq names its product cilia- and flagella-associated protein 20. NCBI's taxonomy places the organism in Eukaryota, Metazoa, Hemichordata, Enteropneusta, Harrimaniidae. The record is from RefSeq and is a predicted model, not a curated record.